Messenger RNA from Oncorhynchus keta (chum salmon), 1581 nucleotides. Its product is annotated as thymidine phosphorylase. The transcript has 6 exons. The record is from RefSeq and is a predicted model, not a curated record. The coding region runs from base 274 to 1056 and encodes 260 amino acids. Gene Ontology annotation, cellular component: cytosol. Gene Ontology annotation, molecular function: pentosyltransferase activity; 1,4-alpha-oligoglucan phosphorylase activity. NCBI's taxonomy places the organism in Eukaryota, Metazoa, Chordata, Actinopteri, Salmoniformes, Salmonidae. Gene Ontology annotation, biological process: pyrimidine nucleobase metabolic process; pyrimidine nucleoside metabolic process.
CUCUCUCUCUCUGUUUCUCUCUCUCUCUCUGUUUCUCUCUCUCUCUCUGUUUCUCUCUCUGUUUCUCUCUCUCUCUCUCUGUUUCUCUCUCUCUCUCUGUGUUUCUCUCUCUCUCUCUCUGUUUCUCUCUCUCUCUCUCUCUCUCUCUCUCUCUCAUUUACAAGUUAUUAACGUGUGAUAUUGUGGCACCAUCAUCAGCUGCAUCGAAUCCUGGAGGAGGUUGGCUGUUGCAUUGUAGGACAGACAGAUAACCUGGUGCCUGCUGACAAGGUCAUGUACGCUCUGAGAGACGUUACGUCUACAGUCGACAGCCUCCCACUCAUCACAGGCUCUAUCAUCUCUAAGAAGGGUGCUGAAUCUCUGAGUGCCUUGGUUCUGGAUGUGAAGUUUGGGAAUGCAGCUCUCUACAAAGACCUGGGCAGUGCCAAGUCACUGGCCCAGUCCAUGGUGACAGUUGGGAACAGUUUGGGGAUCCGUACGGGGGCGGUGCUUAGUCGUAUGAACUGUCCUAUUGGUCGCUGUGUGGGGAACACUCUGGAAGUGAUGGAGUCCCUGGAGUGUCUAAAGGGGAGGGGCCCAGACGACAUACUGGAGCUGGUCACAAGUCUGGGUGGGCUGCUGUUGUGGAUGAUUGGCCGUGCAGGGAGCCUGGAGGAGGGUAAAAAGGUGAUCUCUACAACCCUGCAGAAUGGUGCAGCCCUGGAAAAGUUCCAGAACAUGAUGAUUGGUCAGGGAGUAGCCAGUCAGAUCGCUGCAUCACUCUGUUCAACCAACGCAGACUACUACAGCAUCCUGAGACAGGCACACUACCAGACAGAACUGGAGACACAGAGCCACGGAACAGUGCUGGACAUUGACGGCAUGGUCAUUGCUCAGGUGCUGCACAGGUUGGGGGCGGGACGUUCGAAGGCCGGAGACCCUGUCAAUCACAGCGUGGGGGCGGAGCUUCUGGUGUCUUUGGGACAGAAGGUGGAGGAAGGGCAGCCAUGGCUGCGUGUCCACUACGAGACUCCGGCGCUGAGUGCAGAGCAGAGACUCAGUCUACAGGGGCGCUGACACUGGGGCCCGUCGACCAGCUACACACACAGCCACUAGUGGCAGAAAUCAUACUGCCAUAGUGACACAAAUCCACUCUAUGUUAAAGCUUGAUUGGGAGAUGACCUGCCUUUGGGAAUCUCAGUGUUUCAUUUUUAAAGGAUGUAUAGUUCAGAACUAAAGCCUCUGUCUCCUGCUCUUCACUCUCAAAGUCCUCUCUGAUUCACUCAUAUAAAGUCAUAAGAUUCUGUGGAGACUAAAUAGAUGUUUACCGUUUCCAGGAACUGUGUGAAGGCAAUUUCUGUUAAACGUUACUAAUGCUUGUGUACUAACAUAUCCUUCUUUAAGCCUCGGCAUUGGGCUUGAGAUGGUUCAAGAAACUCACAUAAGAUAUAAAAGUGUGUGUGCACAUUAAUAGAGGCAUGUUGUAACUGUUCUGGGUGUGUAGAAUGACCCCAGGAUGUCUGGGAGCUCAGCCAAUACUUGACAGGAACUGACUGGUUCCUCUUAAGUUAACUGGAGACAGAGUAAAGGUUUUAUCCUGCA